This is a messenger RNA of Melanotaenia boesemani (Boeseman's rainbowfish), 2215 nucleotides long. RefSeq lists its product as uncharacterized. The record is from RefSeq and is a predicted model, not a curated record. Lineage: Eukaryota; Metazoa; Chordata; Actinopteri; Atheriniformes; Melanotaeniidae. The transcript has 7 exons. Bases 252 to 932 code for a protein of 226 amino acids.
CGCGCCUCCCGGACUGUAGCUGCCUGUCAUCGCUUCGGCUGACAUCACACAGAGGAUUUGCCACAAUGUCAAACGUCCACAAGCAGCGCGAGCUCAUGGCUUCCCCGCGCCACUAUGAGACGCAUCACCGCAUCCUACGGCUCGUCCUCUAAAUACAAAACUCCAAUUAAUCUUUCGUGGGUUUAUCCUCUGUUCUCGGACAGGAUGCUUUUGAGCAGGUCAAUGUGAGUGUGUGAGACAGGUCAGAGGUCAUGCUGCGGAGGGACUCCCACAGCCUCUUUACCUCCGGAGAGACAUCUGACAAUGACUGUGAGGUGGGGGCGAGUUGUGAAGAGGUAGAUAUAGUGUGUCUGUGCGAGGCUGGUCCCUGUACACUUUACUCAGAAGCACACACACCUACGCUGGACACGCUGCUGUGUGAGAACUGUGGGAAAAACAGAGUCAUGAUAACCAGGUACUCUGAGGGAUAUGGCACAGAGGAGGAGUGUGUAUUAUCUGACCCUCAGGGAGAGAGUGACGCAGAUGCUGAUAUAGAGGACACAGACUGCAGACUCCACGAGCCCGGUUCCCUCCAGCGAAUCAGCUCACGGAGGCGCAAGCGUCCUCGGGUGGCGCGUCAAGACACCACGGAGAGCGAAGACGAUGGUGGGCGGAGUCACAGAUCCCAUCGCUGGAAUCUCCGGCUCAGUCCUGAGAGAGCACAAAGCAGGACUAUACUGGAGGAGAGUGUAUCACAGGUCAGGCCACUGGUCAUCUGUCGGCCGAAUGUCGAGAAACAGAAGACUCCAGCCGAACUGUCACAAAGCUCUAAACUGAUGUCGCUGUGGCCAUCAUCCCUCUCUCUUCCUUUUACCCUCCUCCUCUUGCUGCCUAUCUCCCUCUCCUUCAUCAUUUUCAUUGUGUCAUUUCUUUUGCCGUGGGCCAGUGCAUGACAUGACAUGACUAAACUGCAAGAAAACCUGACACCCCAAUCAAUAUAGUGGAUAGAAGAGAAUCAUUAUUCUUUUCCAGCAUUACCAGAUAAACUACUGUAAUAAAGUCUUGAUUAAUGUUUUUGUCCAGAAUUCUGGAAAGGGGUUAAUCGUCUUUUUUAUUUCAUAACAAAAAGCACAGGUUGAGGCUUUCAUACCACACCAGUCUGUCUCCUGCCAUGAUGAACACAACUCAAACUCAGUGCUUGAUGCUGGCAUAAAAUCUCACCUUGUCUCACUUUCUCACCCCCUCUUUUUUUAAAAAUAGACCUCUCAUUUCGCUCCAUCUUCUAAUGAGCCACAUAAGUGAUACGUGGAGGAAGAAGUUUCAGGGUUGUGCAAGUACUUUCAGAAAUGGAAAAAAAAAAAAAUAACAGACUUCAAAAAUACAGAAACCAUGUGAAAGACGAUGCUGCUGCACUAUGCAAUUCCUCCGGUCCUACUGUGGCAUCUUGACUGCUGUGUCCCAUGUCCUUGGUGCUGUCAUCACCUUCUUGGCCCCCCUUUCCUUUUCUUCUCUGAGGAAUAUACUUUGUUAAUGCAGGGACUUGUGGCUCUAAAAUAGAGUGUGACCUAAUUUUAAAAGCAAUAGCAGCAGAGAUCAGAUAUAGCUCCUGUCGUGUGUAAUCUACAGGACAUCUGUUAGUUUAAUUAAUGGAUUACAAGGAUUAUUUUACUUGUUGCAUACUGAUUUAAAAACAGGUUCAUCCUUCCUUUUUCUGCCUGGCUCCACUUGUAUCUGUUUAUAGUUGAAUAAGCUGACCUCAACAUAAAAUGAGCUUUAGUGAAACCUACUGUAAUUAUUUUAAAGUGAUUUAAAAACAGUUACACAGUCAUACAGGUGAUCUUAUUUAAGUCUAUUAUUAUUGUUUAAGAAAACUAAGCUUGACAAUCAGUCAUGUUACUUAUUUCAAGCUGAAAUAACUAAUAAGGGCCAUUUUGGCUUCUGUGUAUUGUCUGUUUCAUGUUGUGUUUAUGUUUUUUUUUUUAAGAUUUUGAUCUUAGAAUGAUUAGUUUUGUUUUGCUUGCAGCCUAGCACAGAAAUGUUCAUUAUAAAUUAUAAUCAUGUUGUACUGUAUUAACUUAACAUAUUUGUUUUUAAUACCUUUCCCCCACUGCUUGGUGUAUAAGUGUCUUAAAUCUUAAAAGUUGUUUUUCUCUGUAUGUUCCCCUCUCUGUUUUAUGAGGCAAUAGAAGUUCAAUAAAACUAGAUUGUAUUUUGUCAAAAUAAAAGAGAAAAAUUU